Messenger RNA from Amoebophrya sp. A25, 183 nucleotides. NCBI's taxonomy places the organism in Eukaryota, Dinophyceae, Syndiniales, Amoebophryaceae. The record is from the annotation of a GenBank genome assembly.
GUGAUGAUGAAAGAAAACAGGUGGAAUCCGAGCUGACUGUGGAAGAAAUGCUGGAAAAAGAUCUGCGACACUUGGAUAGUGUAGAACUUGUCCACUUCAAGCGCGAUCUUCAGGCUGCGUUGCGAAAACUGCAGGAAGCUGCGAGGUUCAUCAGGUAGAAGAAGGGCAUCAUCUCAACUCGGU